UUCUUUGGAAUAUUUUCCGGAAAAAUGUUUUGAUGUUUGUUUUGAUCGAAUAUUUUUUUUUGGAAAGAUUUAAUUAUUUGCAGAAUUGUAACAAAUGUAAAAAAUGACUUAUUCAAAAAGUGAUCAUCAUUAUAAUGAACAAGAAUUUCAACAAUCACCAAACAUGAUAAUUGAUGGUAAUGAUGAAAAUUUUGUACCAAAUGCUGAAAAUCAAUUGGCCAAUAUACCGGAAUUCCAUAACGGUCCUCCACCUGACAAUGGCGAUGAUGAUGAUGAUAGUAUAUUAUUAUGGAAACCUAAUCCCGAUCGAAUCGAUGAUCAUGCAGUUGAUAUGUUCGUACGUCAAGCAUUCGAUUAUGGUAUCAAUGGUGAUGGUGCAUUACAUUUGCUAUAUGUUUGUAAUUAUGAUAAUAAUGUUGCCCUUAAUCUCAUACGCAAUACUAUUGUUUCGAUAUUUUGAAACAAUCAAAGUCAAAAUUUGUAUUAUAAUAAUUUCUAAAAACUUAAUUUUCAUUAAAAUUAA
Dermatophagoides farinae (American house dust mite) is the source of this 523-nucleotide messenger RNA. RefSeq lists its product as uncharacterized. The record is from RefSeq and is a predicted model, not a curated record. NCBI's taxonomy places the organism in Eukaryota, Metazoa, Arthropoda, Arachnida, Sarcoptiformes, Pyroglyphidae.